Cornus florida is the source of this 1633-nucleotide messenger RNA. RefSeq names its product ankyrin repeat-containing protein BDA1-like. Gene Ontology annotation, molecular function: protein binding. The record is from RefSeq and is a predicted model, not a curated record. Bases 71 to 1399 code for a protein of 442 amino acids. The transcript has 3 exons. Lineage: Eukaryota; Viridiplantae; Streptophyta; Magnoliopsida; Cornales; Cornaceae.
CAUCUCUAUCUUGAAAUCGUUGCUUUAAGUGUAUAUUUCUUCGCAAUAGAACUUGUUCUAAUUGGCCAGGAUGGAUCAGAGGUUGAAGGUAGUUGCUGAAACAGGAGACAUCAAUGCCUUGUAUUCGUUGUUUCGACAAUGUAAAGAUAUCAAAGCCUUGUAUUCAUCUCAAAAGUCCUCACAAGCAGUCGACGACGACGGCAACGAACGAUUUCGACUUGCUGAUACUCCUCUACACAUAGCUGCAUCAAUGGGGCAUACGCAUUUCGCAGUUGAAAUGAUUAGGUUGAUGCCAUCAUUUGGUCGGAAGCUAAAUCCAGAUGGCUUCAGCCCUUUGCAUCUAGCACUGCGAAAUGGGCAUGCCGAGACUGUGAUGAGGCUCAUAAAUAUUGACAGCGACCUCAUCCGUGUCCAAGGCAAGGAGGGAAUCACUCCUUUGCAUUAUGUUGCCGAAAAAAACGAUUUCAGUCUUUUGGCUGAAUUUCUAUGCGCUUGUCCAGCAUCCGUUCAAGAUUUGACUGUCCGAGGCGAGACCGCCGUGCAUGUUGCGGUCAGAAACUGCAGUUACGACGCUUUUAAAGUCCUUUUCAAAUGGGCUGAUAAGACCGAUAAUGAAGUGGUGCUAAAAUGGAAGGACGAGGAUGGCAAUACAGCGUUGCACGUUGCAGCGUACACUAACCAACGUGAGGUUGUGAAAUUGUUGCUCAAAACUGUGGGUAGAGGAGUAAUUGAGAAGAAUAUGCUUGGUUUGACGGCUCAUGAUUUAACUAGCGAUGGAGAGAUCAGGAAAAUGUUAGCUUCAAGGUCAUGUACUAAUAGUGCAUGCAUUCCUUAUUCUACUGAUCUGGCAGACUUUAUAAAAACCGAAGGACUCCCUAAUUUAUGUAAUAUUAAAAGAUUGAAGUCUAACGAUCUUCGAAACACUGUACUAGUGGUAGCUACUCUUGUUGCAACAGCCACCUACCAAGUUUCAGGGACACCCCCCACUGGAAUAUUCAAGGACGACGACGGUGGCAAGAACUUAACAGUGUCUGAAUUUUAUUACUAUACUCUUUUGUUUAUUAACUCCACAGCAUUUGCAGCCUCAGUUGAGCUUAUUUUUCUCACCAUCGAAAUUGGCCUACACUUUUUGGUGCUCCGAAUAUCCCUUUUUUGCCUCGUCUUCAGCUAUAUACUCAAUGUGCUCUCCACAACACCGAAAACUCCGGCUGCUUAUGUUACAGUCCUGUUACCAUUCCUUUCAUAUCUUGUGAGCACAUAUUUUUACUGUCGUGAGCGAAUCAUCUUCUUCAAGAUGCCCAUUGGCAGGUACAACCCUUUUCACUACUUCCAGCUGCGAGACAAAUUAUUGGUGGCUGGGAUGCCAUAUACUCAGUCGGAUGAUUUAGCUUCUGCCUAAAUUUUUAUUUUCAUUCCGGUUAAUUAAUUAAUUGUUGUAAUUUUUUCCUUUUACUGGCUUGUUUUGUUUGAGAGUGGGUGUCAAUUGUUGUAAUUCGAUCUCACUGUAGCCUUUGUCGGGGAAGAUUCCAACUCUCCAACUUUUACUUUAGAAGCAGAGGAGAUGGAAAAGCCUUGGUGGUGUGUUUAUGUAAUUGUUAAUUUGCUAUUAAACAAUUUGCUCGUGUGCUUGGUA